This is a messenger RNA of Eremothecium sinecaudum, 984 nucleotides long. RefSeq names its product mRNA splicing protein SLU7 (gene SLU7). Lineage: Eukaryota; Fungi; Ascomycota; Saccharomycetes; Saccharomycetales; Saccharomycetaceae. Gene Ontology annotation, molecular function: pre-mRNA 3'-splice site binding. The record is from RefSeq and is a predicted model, not a curated record. Bases 1 to 984 code for a protein of 327 amino acids. The transcript has a single exon. Gene Ontology annotation, cellular component: spliceosomal complex. Gene Ontology annotation, biological process: mRNA splicing, via spliceosome.
AUGGUAGAGGAGAAUAAGCACAUUCCAAAGUUUAUACGAGAGCGCCCGUGGUACCUUAAGGGUGAUGGAGUUGAUGGGGAAGGUGAUGGUGAAGACAAGUUGAGUCAUCAUCGGCUUGUUCACGGUCAGGUGCCGAUUGACCACUCGGAGCCCAAGAUGGGGUCUGAAAUUGUGGAUGUGUUCAAAGUUGUGGGUGAGGUCUCUGGCGGCCGAGGUAAGCGGCUCGGAGGUAGCCGGUGCGAGAACUGUGGUUCGGCUGCCCACAAGAAGCGAGACUGCCUGGAGCGGCCUCGGAAACAGAGGAGAGAAGGUGGCGUGAUUGGAGAAGCAGGUGGUGCAUUUGCAGUGCGGGACGAGGCAGGCCUAAAGUACGACGCGAAACGCGACCGAUGGUUUGGAUACGAUGCGGAGGAUCACGAGAGGAGAUCAGAGCGGAGAGCUCACGUGACCGCGGGGCAAACAGGAGCUUGUGUUGGUGCGGUGGAGGAGGAUUCUGUUGAGGAUCUCGACUGGCAGGUGGAGAGAUACAAGCUGGGUUUGUUGGAAGAUCAACAAGUGCGUGGUGACUCGAGUGAGGGUGUGCCGUCAAUUAGGGCGCGCGACGACAAAGCGUUAUACCUUGACGAUUUCAAUUCGGACGAAAUACGCUACGACCCGAAGUCUAGGUUAUAUAAGACUGAUGAGCUGGGUUCUUUGGACCCCGAGACUAAGAUGUUUCACCGUCACUUGAAUGGGGACUCGACUAAGCUUGAAGCGCUAAGUAAAAAAGUACGGUCCAUUGAGUCGCAGUCCGGGAUACGGGACGACGAUGUUGAUGUACGCAAAGUGGGCCACGUAUUGGCUGCCAACCCUACGAAGUAUGAAAUCAUGCUGCUGAGAGGCAAUAAUAGAUCCACGAGUGAUGCGCAUAAGAAUGGCGAGUCGAGCAAGGAGCGCAGUGCCGGAGAGAACGGUACAAGGACAAAUGGAGCAAACAAGGGGUGA